Messenger RNA from Babesia ovata, 1467 nucleotides. RefSeq names its product Extracellular matrix-binding ebh, putative. The transcript has a single exon. Lineage: Eukaryota; Apicomplexa; Aconoidasida; Piroplasmida; Babesiidae. The coding region runs from base 1 to 1467 and encodes 488 amino acids. The record is from RefSeq and is a predicted model, not a curated record.
AUGAGAGUCGGUGAGGCCUUGCAGGCUGUCGUGGCAAUGGACGGAGAUCUCAAGAAGGAUUUGAAGAAAGUUAAGGAGGAGAUUAAGAAAGGGAUUAAAGAUGUGAUUGAGGAUUUGAAUGUUUUGAGUUUGGAUACGAAAGUGAAAGAGGAUUUGCAGGCGUUGAGGGGGAAGAUUGAGAAGCUUGCUAAGGAUGUGGAUCAAAAUGACCAAAAUGUUCUUGUUAGUGGUGCGUUGGCGGCGCUUAAAAGUCAGAAGAAAACACUUGAUGAGGAACAUGUUAACAAGAUUAAGGACGAGACGAAUACUAACCUUGAAAAGAACUUUAAUGAGCAGAUCCAACAGCCGCUUAGCAAGGCGGUCAGUGAUGUUGGCACGGCGAUUGGGACGCUUGGCGGGACGUUUGGUCUAGACAGAGAUGAUGAUAAGAAGAGUGUCGAAAAGAUUUUCAGGUAUAUUAAAGAUAAAGUUGCGGCAAUUAAGGGGAAUAAAGGAAACCAAAAUGGUUGGAAAAUUGAAAAUGCCACAGGUCUGACGGGCAUAGCACAGGGAGUGGAGCAUUAUUUUAAUUUUUUCAAGAGUGACUUCGGCCAAGCAGUCGGCGGCUGGGUGGACGGUAUUCUUGGCCAAAACGGUGUGGUUAAAAAGCUGCUUAGCUGGCAGGAUAAGCCGGCGGAUGGUAUGAAAAGUACCUUGGAGAACACUAAUCUCGGAGGCUUUAUUAGGUCUCCGAUUAAUUCCAAAGCUGACGAUGCCGCUACAGCGCUCAAAGGUGUUAAUGAUAACGCCGGCAUAACGCAAAAAAUUGAAGCCGUCAAAAAAGCCUGCGAAUAUUUCGCCAAUAAGCUUGAUGAGGCACUGAAGGAUACGAAAAGCGGUGUCCUUGCGAUGGUUAGCGAGGCUAAGAAUGCGUCGAAGGAUCGUCAAUAUAACAGCCACAGAACAUCCUUGCAAAGGUCCUUAGAGAAUGCAAACUGCGGAUGCGGAGACUGCAAAUCCAGCGGCGGCAAGAAGGGUGAAAAUUGCCUAAAAUGCGACAAGAAAGAAUGCAACCUCACGCAAGCCAUCGCCACUACCCUCGUUGCCGUGUCCUCGGUGAGCAGACAAGUUGGGAAGGAGCUUAACUCAGUGCUACUAGGCAAGGGAACCAAAGGCAUAAGCAUCGCAGAACUGUUGGAUCAAGCCAAAAAGGCGACUGAAGACCUUGACGGUCAGCUUACCGAUGCGACUGACUCGUCCCAAGGCACCGAUGGCAAAAGCCCCGCCCAAGCCGUGGACACUGCGAUCGGCGGAGUGAGGAAAAUGGUUGAGCAGGAGAUUACCAACAAGUUUAAUAAUGAAGUCAAACAACCACUUGCUGAUGCAGUUAAAGAACUUCCCGGCGCCGUUCAGGAGUUCGACCGCCAAGCUCAAACUCAGAUCAAGGAAGCGGCCAGGACGUAUUUAUCAAAGGCCUUGAGUGAUUGA